AUGAACCCUUUUGUACCAACAGGGGUAGACUACCCGCCACACAUCGAUAUCGAACCCGAAUCAUCCCAACAUGAUAUUUAUACAUCCUAUGAAGGCCAACAAUACUUUACGUCCCUCACGCCACAAAACUUUCAGCCAGUCCAAACCGCACCUACCCAUAUACUUCCUCAUCCGCAGCUCCAAUUACAUAUGCCUUCUCAAAACAUUCAACCACAACCUCCCAAUAUGCCACCUUUUGUACCCGAUUUUGGGUCGCAGAUUAACCCCAAUAUCGGCACUAAUACACCUUUAACUUACGACUAUCACGAUCCUUACACAAUCGAAGACCAAGUAAACGUUCCUUUAUCCUUGUCCACCUAUCACAAUCAACCGACCGAGUCUUCGGUUAACCAGCCCCUCAAGGCCGAGACUGAAUUUAAUCCGAUCAUGGGGAUUGAUAUGUACCCGCCCUCAGACUAUAAUCAAACGCUUGACACUCAAGUCUGGGUAUCUAACCAAGCGCUUACAGAUAUUCAACCUUCUUUCUCUACUUCUACUCCUAUUACUUCUUUCGGAAGCAAUUUUCCAAACGCGAUAACAUUCUCCAAUGAUGAGCGAAAUUUUGAGCUUGUCGUUAUUCAACAGCCUUUGCGAGCUCGUAUGUGUGGUUUUGGUGACAAGGACCGUCGACCGAUUUCUCCACCGCCUAUUCUGCAACUUUCAAUCAGAACAAAAGAUGGUCAAGAGAUUAAUCCUGAAAACGUCAAUGUCUCUUUCUUUGUCGUUUUGUGCGAUAGUUGGUUAGAAGAUGGCAAGACUGAAGCAAAUCUUGUAUAUCACUCACUUGCAGUAUCUCAGAUCGAUAACCUCACAGGUGAAAUAUCACAAACUGUCAAGAUACGCAACAUGGUCGGGUCUUCUGUAGCUUCGGCAACAAAACUUUAUGACGCUCAGGGAAAUCUAGGUAUCUAUUUUGUUUUUCACGACAUAAGUUUCAGAAGCGAAGGUCGGUUUCGACUCGGAUUUUCCUUUAUCGACAUUGGCACAUCAAUAUUUUCUGAAAAUUCUGUUCGCGACAGCCAACAGGUCUCCAUUCAGCCAAAGCCUGCCCUAAAGAAAGUAUUUACAAACCCAUUCACUGUCUAUACAGCAAAACAGUUUCCGGGUGUAGCUCAGUCAACUUUAUUAUCACAAUGCUUUGCUAGACAAGGCGUCAAAAUUCCUAUUCGUAAAGACACAAAACCAAAGCAAAAAUCAUCAGAAAGGAAUCAAGAAUAUCAAUACAAUAUCAAGUCAGAGGAAAAUGAAGAAUGGUGA
Phycomyces blakesleeanus NRRL 1555(-) is the source of this 1296-nucleotide messenger RNA. RefSeq lists its product as hypothetical. Bases 1 to 1296 code for a protein of 431 amino acids. The record is from RefSeq and is a predicted model, not a curated record. NCBI's taxonomy places the organism in Eukaryota, Fungi, Mucoromycota, Mucoromycetes, Mucorales, Phycomycetaceae. The transcript is spliced from 5 exons.